AUGGGCAAUAAGAUUGUGACGUUUACCGAUCAGCAGUUGGAGGACUAUCAGGAUUGUACGUUUUUCACGAGGAAAGAAAUCCUUCGCGUUCACCAACGCUUCCACGAAGCUAGUCCGGAUCUGGUGCCACAAAUAAUGACCGAAGGUCAGGCGUCCUCGAUACAAGUGCCACGGGAGCGCAUCGAACGAUUGCCGGAGUUGGUGGAAAACCCAUUCAAAGGGCGUAUGUGUGAGGCGUUUUCGCGCGACGGUGACGGGAAUCUCACGUUCGAAGACUUUCUGGACCUGUUGUCAGUUUUCAGCGAGCACGCCCCGAGAGACAUAAAAGUGUACUACGCAUUCAAAAUAUACGAUUAUGAUCGAGAUGGGUUUAUUGGCCAGUCGGACCUGCUGAACGUUAUCACGGCGCUGACCCGCAACGAGCUGACGGUUGAAGAGCAUCAACAAAUCGCGGAAAAAGUGAUCGAAGAAGCGGAUGUGGAUGGUGAUGGGAAGCUAUCUUACUUGGAGUUUGAACACGUGAUCACGCGAGCUCCUGAUUUUAUUUCCACGUUUCACAUCCGUAUCUAA
Anopheles cruzii is the source of this 570-nucleotide messenger RNA. RefSeq names its product calcium and integrin-binding family member 2 (gene Cib2). Bases 1 to 570 code for a protein of 189 amino acids. NCBI's taxonomy places the organism in Eukaryota, Metazoa, Arthropoda, Insecta, Diptera, Culicidae. The record is from RefSeq and is a predicted model, not a curated record. The transcript has 2 exons. Gene Ontology annotation, molecular function: calcium ion binding.